AUGAAUAGAUCAAUUUCAUCUUCUGAUUCAGAGGAAACAUCUUUCGUAUUAACUGAAUAAGAAAGAAUUUUAAAGAGUUCAAACAUUUUUAAAUAGAAAGAACAAAGUAAUAACAAAUGUUUAAAACAUCCAAAUAAAAAAGUAAAUGUUAUAUAUAAACUAAGGCAAAAUAUUAUGUAUAAUGUGAUAAAAGUAAAUAAUUUUGUUCAAAAUGUGCACUAACCUUAGCAUUAAAAGGUUUGAAAAUUGAGGAGACAUAAGAGAAUUAACAUGAAAUUCUUAGAUAGCAACGGAUAAAUCGAUUUUAAGAACUAUUGUAAUAGAUAAAAGAAUAAUGUGCAAAUAAAUCUUUAGAAUUUAAUAACUUGGAGGCAAUAUCAGGUAAGUAACUUUAGGAACAUUAAGAUAGUUGUUCAUAAUUCUUUGAUUCUGUUAUUUAGACUGCAAAUUAAUUAAAGCAAACUUAUUUAUAGAAAUUCUAAAAUGAUCAUUAUUUGCUAUUAAAUUCAAUCCAAACUAAAACUAUUUAAAUUAAACAAAUAGAUGCACAAUUAAAGUAAUUUUAGAUUGAUAUUGAAAAAAAUCAUGAAAAUAUUGUGAAGAAAAUGGAUAUGAAACCAUUUGAAGAUAUUAUGAGCCGUUAUGAAAAAAGAGUUCUUCAAACAAAGGAAUAAUUAUAAGAAUGUAGCUAGGAAUUUUAAGUAAAACCAAUUAAAUUUGAGCAAAGUUAAAUUUUGGCAGAUAUGAAUAAAAUGUGUUAUAAUCUAUUAUUAUUAAAAAGCGAUGAAUCAUCAACCUCUGAUAGUCACUCUGUGUAAAUAAAAUUAGAAAAUAGUCCAAAAAUUAGAUAGAAUACAAACAAUUCUCCUGUAGAUAUGAAAGUAUUUGAGAUGUUAGAAGGAGAAGAUAUAUAUUAGAGCACUUAUUCAAAUCCAAUAAAAGAUCAUACUUAAUCUCCUAUUACAAUUCAUCAAUAAUAAUAAUAAAUUUAAAAAUCUAUAACAAAUACUUCUUCAAUAAUACAAAACUCAAGAAGAGAAAGUCGAACAAAUACUCCAGAGAGUUGGUAAUAAAAAACAUUUCUCCAAAAAAACAAUCAACUAAUAACUCCUAAUGAAAGAGAAAGCUACAAGCAUAAUAUAAGUGUAGGAGAAUAAAUUAAUUCAUAAAAAUGUUUAAACAAAUAGUUGGAGAUGAAUGAAAAAUAUUUUGUCUAACAUAAUGAAAAAUAAAAAACAUCUUCUGAAUUUGAAAAACCUCAUGAAUAAUCUAACUAAAUAUUAAUAAACAAUUUAAGUUAAUUGUAUAUGUAAAAAAAUAGUAAAGACACAGAUAGGAAAAGUUUUGAAGAAAAAGAAUAAUUAACUCCAAAACAUUAGAAGAACAUAACAUCUACAGGUCCAUAAACCUUUAAACUCAUUACUAAUCAUGUUAGUUAAAGAUGUAUAACUAUUUUAUUAUAUCUAAGCUUAAUAUUAAUAUCCUUAAGUGAAUAAUAAUUUAUUUGAACAAAAAUGUUAAAAAGAAUACUCAAAAACUAAUUAUGAUUCUUUACCUAAUCAAAAAUCAUUAACUCCACUUCACUAAGAACCUUAAACAAGAAAUAAUUAACAAUAAUUAUAUUAAAAAAUUGAUUCAAAUUAAAAUAAAAGAUCCAAUUCUAAAUAAACUAAAUAACCUUCUUUUGAUUAAAUCGAUGGUAAAAGGUAAUUUAUAUUAGCAAAUAUUAAUUCUUAAUAAUAUACUUCAUAACCUAGUUAACAUGCUUCAAAUGAAGAUACUUUAAAGGACAGAAUUUUAAAAGAAUUAUGUAGUCAUCCUGGUGAGUCUAUUUAUAAUUAAGUUUUAAAAUUAAAUAGUUAACAAAAAUUAAAAAAUCAAAAAUUAAUUUCAAAAGAAAAUAUAGAGUAAUCAUCAACUGUAAGAAAUAAAAAUGGUACUGGAUUAUUAUGUGGUAAAAAGUAAUCUUAUCAAUAAUGA
Paramecium sonneborni is the source of this 1980-nucleotide messenger RNA. NCBI's taxonomy places the organism in Eukaryota, Ciliophora, Oligohymenophorea, Peniculida, Parameciidae. The record is from the annotation of a GenBank genome assembly.